Molecule: messenger RNA, 3702 nt
Organism: Branchiostoma floridae (Florida lancelet)
Lineage: Eukaryota; Metazoa; Chordata; Leptocardii; Amphioxiformes; Branchiostomatidae
Exons: 12
Coding region: 54-3575 (1173 amino acids)
Biological process (GO): signal transduction; protein phosphorylation
Cellular component (GO): plasma membrane
Molecular function (GO): protein binding; protein kinase activity; ATP binding
Source: RefSeq, a predicted model, not a curated record
GCUGGGGGGGAUUUCCCGAACUUUACUCCUCGUCACUUCCUUGUGGGAGCGCGAUGGCGGCUGUGGCGGUGAGCAGCAUGAAAACCUCCAGCUACAACCCGACCCCCUCGCGGAGCCCCAGCCCCCAGACCAAGGUGGCCGUGGGGGACAUCGAGUACUCCAAACGGAGACGUCUCAAGGACCUUCUUGACCCGAAACACCACUGGGAAGACGUUGCUGGUAGACUGGAUUACUCCCAAGAUGAGAUCAGUUCCUUCGAGCUGGACUACAGAAGACCUGACGGCAGCCCUACCAUGCGACUUUUGGAUCAUCUGGGACAGAAAAACGUCUCCGUCAACAAACUCUUCGUCGUCAUGUGCGAGUGUGAGCUCAACAGGGCCGCCGAAGUUCUCAAGCCACUUGUGGAUUCCAAGUACCAUGGAUACUUGAGGAAUGAGGAAGACCCCCCAGUACCCAACAUACAGCCUGAUGAGAACAUCGGCAAACUUUCAGACAACUUUGGGGCCAUGAGAAUUGAGAAUCAAGGAACAAGUCCUUCCAUGGACUCCCUGCCCCUUCCCCCUCCCCCACCCAUGCUCUCUGGCCCUGCCCCUCCCCCCAACCACAGGGUUUGCCAACCGCAUCAGGAGCCUCGGGGCAGAGAGGAUGAUGGUAUUCAAGGUCAGCCCAAGGAGACAUGGGAAGAGGCACAAGAAAGACUGAGAGAUGUGGACAAAGGCUUCACCCUGGCAAAGAUGCCUCACUUCUUCUACAAGGACUUGGAAGAAGGCACAAAAGGCUUUUCUCCAGCCAACCUCCUUGGAGAGGGGACGUUCGGCAGGGUCUUCCGUGCCAACGUCUUCAAGACUAUCUUUGCUGUCAAGUGCCUCCGACAGAAUGACCAGGACAUCACCCAGGAGCGGAAGGGUAGGAAGUUCCAGUUUAACGAGCUGGCCAAGCUGAUGCAGUUCCGCCAUCCUAACUUACUCCCCCUCCACGGGUAUUCACUGGACGGACUGGUCCCCUGCCUGGUGACAGAGUACAUGCUCAAUGGGUCACUGGAGGACAGGCUACAGUGCAAGGACAGAACAGCUGGGCUGAAGUGGGAACUGAGAAUGAACAUCACUAAGGGCGUGGCCAGAGGACUACAGUUUCUACACACUGUCAAGGACCCACCCCUCAUACAUGGGGAUGUUAAGAGCUCCAACAUCCUGCUUGACAGGCAUUACGAGGCAAAGAUUGGUGACUUCGGUCUAGCCCGCGACGGCCCGUCGGGAGAUCUGAAGAGCUACACGAUCAUGAAGACGGACAGUAAGAUCAUGGGAACCACAGCGUACAUGGCGCCGGAGUACUGCAGGAACAGGGUGCUGUCACGGGAGGUGGACACGUAUGCUUUCGGGGUGGUGGUGUUUGAAGUAUUGACUGGACAGAUGGCAUUUGAUCAAACCAGAGGACGGAACAGAGUGCUGACUGAUCUAGUGCAAGAGCACAUGGAUACCAACGACCCUGACAUGACCUGGAAGCUUGUUGACAAGAAAACAGGGAAGACACCCUGGCCGCGGGACACAGCCCUGGGUCUGUUUGAGAUCGGUCGCCAGUGUACCCUGCACAAGAGGAAACAAAGACCCAAGAUGCCCGAUGUGCUAAGUCGUCUGGAGAAGAUGGAGGUGAAGAGACAGCUGAGUAAUCAGGGAGCCAGCCUCAUGUCUUCAUUAUCAUCCUCACCAGAUCUUCCACAAAGAACACAGUCGCAGCCACAGGAGAGUGAAUCUCCCAGUCUGUCCAGUGGGUCUCCGAUUGUCGGACCCUCGCCAUGCCCGCCGCCUCGGUCCUCGUCACACCAGCCUAUCGAAUCCGACGAGCUGGUGUGGAACAAGGAAGACAACAAGACGGCAUUUGGAAACCAAAUUGGAGGCCAACUCCCAGUGGUGAGACCAAGUAACAGCUACCCAUCCCAGAGUACCAUCAGCACUGAUCUGGAGUCAAACGGUGUGGUCAGUCACCAGCAAAAUGUGGAAAAUCUAGCCAGCCCACCCGACACCAACAAGGAAGAGAACAGGGGUGGUCUUCCCCCUUCAUUAUCCAAACAAGAUACUUCCUGUACAGUUAUAACCGGUAAAGAGCAGACAAAGGAUGACAAGCAAGACAAAGUUUCACUGAUGACAGAGGACCGCCCACCAAACAGGCGCGUUGAGGCAUGGAUGCCUGACAGCAUCAUCAGGAACACAGAUGGGGAGGGGGGCAAGUCUGCUGCUGAGAAAAAGUUUCCACCCAAGGAAUCAAAACUCAACAACAUGUCCCCUCCAUCGAGACAUCAUGGAGGAAGGAAGAUGAGUCCUUGUGAGUCUGAUGACUGCUCCUCGAUGGCCCAACCAAGACAGUCCCCUGUCGAGUUUCACGCAAAGGCGGAUGUGGAUAACAUGGUGAAACCGCAGGCUAACCAACCAGCCAACAUUACUGAAGACAGCACCCUGGUCUCUCCAUCAGAACAGCCUGCUAGAAUCCUCCCAAACAAGGCAGAACUGCAGUCCACAGGAAAGGAUGGCGGUUUGAUGUCAUCAGGAGUGGCAGGUAGUCCAACUAAUGAGCUCCUCAGGCAACACCUCCCGCCUACAUACCCACCUGGAUAUGGUCCACUAGACAACACAACACCACGCUAUCCACCUGUUCCUUACCCUGGGGGGCAGUGGGGAUAUCCACAUCAUCACAACAUGGCCGCAGCCGAGGCUGACAUGUCCCCUGUACCUCAGAACGGUCACCCAGUGGAGACUGCAGCUUUCUAUACACCACAUGGCCUUUACCCAGUAACUCAUGGGCCACAUAUGGGUCAGCCAUCACCAGUGAUGGGCCAAGCAGAAGUGCCAUACUUGCCAUCCAACUACAUGCCAUACGGCCCCCAUGCGUUCCUUCCUCAAUAUCCACCACCCCAACCACCAUACGACUUUCCACAGUCACAGCAACAAAAUGUUGACCCACAAUAUUAUGUCCCUGAACCUCAGGGAAUGUAUCAAGGUCUUCCACCCUCAAGAUUCCACCACUAUCCCUCUACAGCAGACUCUAGUUGUUCUAACCAGCAGUCUACAGCAUCCUCCUCCUCCUCUCAGAGUACCGCCCCCCAGUCUUCCGUUUCCCGCGAGGGUUCCUCCGGAUGUACGACCUUCACCGACACCAGCAGCGGUCUGUCCAGCCAGACAACAGGAGGGUCCAACUCCGGGCUGUCCGGCCAUGACACUAGCUCCAUGUCGCUUCCCGAAGUCUCAUCCAGUGACAGUCUCAGUCUUCCACUGUCUGACAAACGCAACAUCCAAUUCUCUCCAAACGCCGCUCGUGACAGGUUGAUACAAGACAUGGAGGCGUACGAUGAGGGCAGAAUUGACUCCAAACAGUGCUUUGGGAAUGUUUUGUCACCAAAUGAGUCUCAAGAUAGGCUGAUGGAACAGAUGGAGGCCAACAUCGAGGGUAGAAUUGACUCUGAACAGUGUUUUCGGAACAUGCCAUCAGACAAUGACUCCCUGGGUAAACUGUCACUAGAACAGCCUGAGUCUGCCAGCAGCAGGGAGCCUACAGAGGACAGUGAUGACAGCUCCCCAUGCUGAGCACUCACUCAGAAGGUCAAAUGAACAUUGAAGCUUUUUAAAUUAAAAUUUAGAAUUUAAUCUGUGGUUACUUGUGCCUAUAGAAACUUGAAUAUCAUGUAUAAAAUGCAUAUUUUGUGAUGUAAAA